AAAAUAACAAUUUGUGAUACUCUUUGAUAAUUGUUUAUCACGCUUAUUCUGAAAAAGAAAAUCCUUUCAGCGCUUUAAAAUUGCAUUAAAUAUAAACAUGGCCAGUGGAUAUAACAAUUUAAACGAUAUUUGCAGUUAUUAAAUGUUAUCGGUUAAUUUCUGAGCAACACCGACCGAUAAUUUCAGAGAAAGAUCAUGGCUAAAUCAUGCUGUGUAGAUGGUUGCUUUGCUAAAGAUGUGGUCUAUUUCAGAUUUCCGAACAGCCGAACUCAAUGCAAAAAAUGGAUUGAAGCUAUAAAUUUAACAAGUAAACCAUCUUACAACUCUGUGAUAUGCAGCGAUCAUUUCAGACCUGAUGAUUACGGAGUUGUCCGUGGCAAAGUAAGGUUAAAACCUAAAGUUGUGCCUAUAUCACAGAAUGAACAACAAAAUCUAAAUGUAACUACAAAAAAUAAUAAUUCAAAUAAAGAAAAUACCGAUAGUCUAGAUAACCAAAAAAUCAGAAAUUGCAAGCAGAAAGAAAAAACAGAGGAGAGAAAGAAUGUCGUGGAAGAUGUAAAUGGAGAUGAAAAGAAAGAUACGAGAGGUAAAAGAGAAACAAAAGCAAUGAGAGAAACGAAAGAAACCGAAGAUAUGAGAAAAAGAAAAGAUACAACAGAUGGGAAAGAUAUAAACGAUACCAGAGAUACGUCUUCUGAUGAUGACGAACCGCUCAGUAAACAUUGUUCCACAAGAGAUUCCUUAAAAAAAUUAUCAGAAAGUAUAAAGCAAGUUGAUUUAAAUUCAAAUACAAAUGCAUCGACGGAAAAUGAUAUAGAAGAUAUGUUGACUUCUUACUCUAUAAAGCAGAAUAAAAAUGUUACAGACAGACAAAUAGAUGAAUUAAAUAGAGAGGAAAUAGUCGGAGAAAAUGUAGUUAAUUUGUCAACACAAGAGAAUGAACCUGCACCAGUGUUUAUAGAAGUCGCUAUAAAUGAAGAACAAAAUAAUCGUGAUACAGGCAGCCCCCGAGAUUGCCUCAUGUUAUUGGAGAGUGUACAAGUUGAAUUGGAUCCUAAUGAGCUGAUGAUGUCAGAUUUAGAAGACAACGGACCUUGUGGUGAUCAACCUGAAGAUCCGAUCAGCUUGUUGACUUCAAGUGAUGAUGAUGACGUCAUCAUAGAGGAGCCACACAUUGACACAGUGGAGGUGUCAGAUGCCACAGACGAGGAUGAUGUACCGCUGGUGAAGUUGGUGCCGAAGACGGUGAGACUUCGCCCCCGGUGGCGGGCUCCGAAUCCCUUCUAUAGGAAAGAUACUUGGGGAAUGUAUCAGUACUUCUGUCCACAAUGUAACUACAGGACACCUAGUAAAUCUGAAUACAAGGUGCACACGAUAGAACACUCCACCGCAGUGUUAGUGUGCCACAGGUGUGCCUUCACGACAUCCAGCAAGGUGCAGUACACGAGGCACAUGAGACGUCAUAAAGAUGCAAGGCGUUUCAAAUGUCAUCUAUGUUCGUAUAAAGCGAAGUACCAAAUGAGUCUUGUGUACCAUUUGAAGUGUCACGAAAGUGUAGGUGACAAGUGUAUGUUCAAGUGUGAUAAGUGUGAUUACGUGUCAAGUGUUAAACGGUAUCUAAUGAAGCAUGUACUUGUGUGUAGUGCGAGGAAGAUUAAAUCUAGAAGACAUAAGAAGACUAAAAGUAAAGAGGUAAGACAUUCUUAGUAUGUUUACU
This is a messenger RNA of Papilio machaon (common yellow swallowtail), 1717 nucleotides long. RefSeq lists its product as uncharacterized. The coding region runs from base 196 to 1707 and encodes 503 amino acids. Gene Ontology annotation, cellular component: nucleus. Lineage: Eukaryota; Metazoa; Arthropoda; Insecta; Lepidoptera; Papilionidae. Gene Ontology annotation, biological process: regulation of transcription by RNA polymerase II. The transcript has 8 exons. The record is from RefSeq and is a predicted model, not a curated record. Gene Ontology annotation, molecular function: DNA-binding transcription factor activity, RNA polymerase II-specific; RNA polymerase II transcription regulatory region sequence-specific DNA binding.